Messenger RNA from Silurus meridionalis, 6193 nucleotides. RefSeq names its product isthmin 2a (gene ism2a). Bases 648 to 2027 code for a protein of 459 amino acids. The transcript is spliced from 6 exons. NCBI's taxonomy places the organism in Eukaryota, Metazoa, Chordata, Actinopteri, Siluriformes, Siluridae. The record is from RefSeq and is a predicted model, not a curated record.
AUUGCACAGAAAUAAAGUUCUUCGGAGUCCAAAUUGGACAUAUUUUGUUUCUAACAAAAUAAUUUAUUUACGCCAGAGACCAGGAGAGGAGAUGAUAUCCGACUACCUCAACCCCACAGAUGGAAGCUUCAUGCAUGAAACGUUCCCAAAAGCCCAAUACUUCAUUCACUCAUGUUGUUGGGUUUCAACAGGAUUUGGGUCGAAUCCCUGGCAACCCUGAGAAGUUCGUUUGGUGUGCAAGAGUAGUGGAGAAUUUACGCACAUACUCACACACACACCGGCUAAGAUCUUCAGUAUCAGCGUUUGCGCGUGGAGAAGCAGCAGAUGAUCACAGGAGGAAAUCUUAAAAGAGCAUCAAGGAAUCGUUCCUUAGGAUCAUGAUCAGGCUGAGAUGUUUCCAGAUGUUCUCCUUCACAAAGCCUUAGCUCCACUGGAUGUAACUCGAGAGUGCGCCCGAAUGGAGUGGUUUGGUCGGAGCGCAAGGCACUGAUUUACGCACCGCAAGUGCGCAAAAGAGACACAGAGACAGAGAGACACAGAGACAGAGAGACACAGAGACAGGAGGAGAGUCUUCUGUAUUUUGUUUGCUUGUUUGUUUGUUUGUUUGUUUGUUUGUUAUUUUGUUUAGUAAAGGGUUUCCCGCAGUUAUGCGCACUCGGAGUGGAGUUUUGCGCUCCGUGGCGCUUUUCAGCCUCUUCCUUGCGUCAGUUGACGGAUUCCCCAGCAGAAAUCAGAGGAUUGGCGAGACUAAAGCCAGAGGAAACACCGCUCUUACGGCUGGAAGCCAGGUUCGUUCUGUAGAUUCAAGACGGACACUGGAGGACCUUCAGGAGCAAAACCAGCUGAGCAGGAGCAGAUCACCUCCACGCCGACACAAAAGGAGAUGGCCGCAGUUUCGUUCCGAGGGAGCUCUGCCCAAACCUGCACCCGAGGAAGAGACGCCCUUUAUCUUAGACUUGAAGAACUUCCCUGACCUUGCUAAUGCAGAUCUGGGUUCACAGAAUCCAAAUAUCCAGGUAACCAUUGAGGUUGUGGACGACCCUCAGAUGGAGGUUGAGAUGGACCUGGCUAAAGAGGGAAGGAACGACUGGCCUCUGAACUCUGAGGAAUGGUUAGGCCACAAGAAACUCUUUUGGCCUCUCUUUUGGGAAUACCACGACUCCAGCGAGGAAAGCGCAGGCCAGGCUAGUUUAGAGGAGAACGGUGACGACCUGAGCUACGGAGGAGAAGAUUCGCUGCUGAGUGGAGUAGGAGUGGACUGGGAUGGCCGCUGGAAGGGCUGGGGGUCGAUGGAGAGUUAUGAUUAUGAGGAAGAGGAAUGGAGCGACUGGUCCCCGUGCAGUGCCACCUGCGGCCACGGCACCCAGAAGAGGGUUCGGUCAUGCGGAUACGCCUGUACAGCUACUGAGUCUCGCACGUGUGACCUGCAACGGUGUCCAGAUGACCUGAACCCUGUGACGGAGCUCAUUCCUCACGAGAUGAUGAACGGCACCGAUGCCUUCGAUACGGAUGUGGACAGCUGUGAGAAGUGGCUGAACUGCAAGAACGACUUCCUGCAGAAGUAUCUCAAUCAGGUCCUAACCGAAUUACCCAGCUGCCCCUGCGUUUACCCGGCCGAGGUCGUCUACAGCGCCGUGAACAUCUUCGACGAGAAGCUGCGCAAGAGCUACCGGUGGCGCGACGCCAGCGGACCCAAAGAGCGCCUCGAUAUCUACAAGCCGUCCGCGCGGUUUUGCGUGCGCUCCAUGUUGUCAUUUGACAGCCCCACGCUCUCCGCCCAGCACUGCUGCUAUGACGAUAACAUGAAGCUGAUCACGAGGGGAAAAGGUGCUGGAGCGCCCAACCUUAUCAGCACCGAGUUCUCUCCGGAGCUCCAUUACAAGGUGGACGUGCUUCCAUGGAUCCUGUGUAAAGGAGACUGGAGUCGCUUCCACUCGGUACGUCCUCCCAACAACGGAUUGCUGUGCGUGGAGAACCCUCUGGAGGAUGUCUAUAUGAACGAGCUGGAAGAGGCUCGGGAGUACUGAGAGGCAAAGCUGUCUCAUCUCAGAACUAUUAAUAUAUACAGUAUUUCGCUGCAAGAUACGAUGCUGAAAAACGGCAUUUGUACACUGUUUAUAUUCACCUCAACUCUCACAACAGCUAGAACACAGUACAGUUCCGCACAAAUGCAACCAUCUCAAUCUUUCGCACUUUUCCCCAGAGCCAGUUAAAGCAAUCAGGGACUCUUUCAAAAGACCAACCUCUGGAGCAGGUUCACUGUAUUUAUCAGGUUCAUAUCCUUGACCCUUCUUGUUUUGGUCAUGAAAGUAAUUCCAGUCAGGCUGUAAAACUUGAGUCCAGACAGAAUCCCUGCUUGUUAUCUUAGACUCAAAGCCCCGAGUUGGCGCUCGUCUAACGCAGGCAAGAUCAAUCCAAAUAAAUCAAACACGAGCUCGAGUGCCGCAUGCGCGUGGCUUCGAAAUAUUUCACAGCUCUUCCUGAGCCUGCAUGUUUCUCCCAGAUGUGCUUGGAUUUAGUGUCGUGUAUCAUUUUCAGAGUUUUACAGAUGCUGGCGCUGGAUUACAGUCAUCACGGAGAUGCCUUGUUUUGCUUCUUGAACGGGAUAAAGAUGUCACCCUUUUAGCAACAGCUCUCCAAAUAUCACAUGCACAUAGCAUGAUAAUGGCUAAACAUUUAUCAAGGUUUUAAUACUAUCAUACAUCUGUGUUCCCUGAGGUCAUUCAGCUUUCCAAGAUAAAGACGCCUGCUGUAGAUAUAAAAUACGUAGCCGUGAUGUUCCCACCUCAGUGAUAAGUAUUUGCACAGUAAAGAGUCAGUGUAGUCGAUUAUUUUCUUAGAAUUGUCGAUUGCGUUCUUCAACAUAAACGUGAACGAUAUUCUUGCGAAUUUGUCUGCAAUUAAGGAUCUCUUUAAAGAGCUUCUAGAAGGCAUUAUAUGCAAAAGGAAAUCAGUUGUCUUGACACAUUGAUUUUGGAUCUGCAAAGAUGCAAAGAAAUGGUUUGAGAAGCUCCCAAAUGCAGCAGUCCUCCACAGUGGUAGUAACAGCUGGAGAACAUCUAGACAUAUAAUAAUGCAAAUUUUCACGACAGGUAUUUUUUUUAAUUUGACAACGUAAAACACAUACUUGUUUAUGCUCUUAGAGGUUCUCCAGUUUUCUAAUUCAAUAAGCUGCUUCAAAAGUAUUUGGACAGUUCUACCUGAAACUGUUUAACAGUUCUAAGGUAUAAUCUUUAAAGGCUGUAUGUAAAACUCUACAGCAGGCAGUUCAUUUCUGUUCAAAGUGUAAGUUGAAUACUACACUUCUAGAAAAAAGUCCAUUUUUUUUUAAACAUUUUUAAUUUUUUUCCUCUGAGAGAAUCUUAUUUCAAACCUAUUUAACAGGUUUCAAAUAGAAUCCUUUUCUGUCUGAGUCAAACGCAAGUAUUACAUGAAAGGUUCCUUCAUUAUCUGGUUUAUUCCUCUGGGAGAACCUCUAAAGAGCCUUUUGACAGCAGAUUCCUCUGUUACAGAGGGUUCCAAGUAGAACCCCUUUCUGCACUUCUAGGCAGCAUACGCUACUUACGAGGACUCAUAAUUCUUCAGGUUGUCCCUGAGAACUUUUACAUAGAUUUCAUAGACUUGAUAGUGUAUUUGGUUCGAUCCUCUGGCAGAGCUUGUACAUUUUUUUUAUGAGGAACGCUGCGAGAGGAUUUCAGUGAUUCCGAGAGGAUUCCAAAUAGAAAAGUAAAAUCCUUCAAAAGUAUACAACAGGUUCUACUACAGAUGAAACUCCUUUCAAAGAAGGUACUAUGUAGAAUCUCUUAUCUCGAGCAGGCAUCAUGUUAGAUUGUGAUCACACAGAUUAUCUCAAGAACAUACAUUCUCACCACAAAAUGUCACCUACCUCAAAAGCCUCCUAACAACACAAUAUACUGUACUGUAUAACCUUACCUAAAUAUUCAUCAAGCAUAGCCCAUAAAAUCCACCACCAUGCUUCGAAGAGUUGACGGUAUAUAUUAUUAACAACAGAAUUUGGAACUGAAAUAGACUUUAUUUGGAUUAUAUUUAAAUAAACUAGCUUAGAAUAGUACUUCUGUGAAGCAUGGUGGUGGCAGCAUCGUGAUAAGAGAUGUCUGGCAUUUUUCCAAACUAUAUUAGUUUCAAUUCAAUGUGUGGAUGUUCCUGAUGAAAAAGUUCAAGCAGGGUGAACACGUAUACACUGUACUGGCACCCUACGGAUUUAGUUAGUUAAUUACUUAACACCUGAGACUCAUCGUUUGUGUAGACUCUCCCUUUCUUUUUUUAAGGGCAGGAAGGAUGUAUGGGGAACAAACAACAUUUGAGCAGAGAACAAUGAGCGCGUGCUUUGCAAAUCCCCACCGAGUUCCAAGUGUAUCAAAGCCCACUUGUAUUGCAAAGGGAUGUUGUUUUAAGAGCUAAAGCUUCACCUUUCAGCCUGGGUGUUUAUCUUGAUCAGUGUCUUUGUGCAAUGUUGAAAAAGAACACCGGGGGAUUGGGCAAUGCAAAGGCGCGUUGACAGGUGAAUCUCGCACCACUGUAAAAACAUGCACGUCUGGGUGACAUCUUAAUGACUGAAUUGAGACGUGACCCAUCCUGAAUAUCCUGGAGUGCACCACUGCUUAUCACAGCUGGCUUUCUUCCAUCACAUUCUCAUAUUCUUAUAUACUGACAGUCAAAAGAUUUUGAACAUAGAAGUUUUUUUUCCACCUUUACAUUUUGCACACUAUUGACAGUUUAUUGAAAGCUUUAUUUAAAGCCAGAUUUGUCUUAUAGUAGAUUUAACACACACUUAGUAUUUACUAUAAGACAAAUUUUUGUUGAUCUAGAUGUUCGUUUUCAAAUAAAAUCAAGUCAGAAUAAUUUCUCAUUUUACUAUUUAUUACUUAAAUUUUCUCCUUCUAUAGUAUUUAUAAUGAAUGGUAGUAGAUGGUGUCCAAAAACCUUUGACUGGCAGUGUCUCCCCAAGAUGUAGUUUUUUUAACACCUGCAUGCAGAUUGCUCUGGUCUCUAAUCGCUAUCUAUUACCAGACGUCACAUGGUGUGAUUCUGAAUUAUAUUUUUUUAGCAAUAAGAAUUGAAUUAUAGUUUUAAAAAAAAAAAGCUGUGUGAAUGAAACUCAGUGUGCAAACAGCUCAUUAGGUUUAUUAAUAUUCUCCUUAGAUGUCAGUGUGUGUCAGUAAGCAUCCCUUAACAUCUUUAACAUCGAGCACCCGUAAAUGAACUGGAUCUCCUGUUGAGUUUCCCUCACAUUCCAGCGUCCAGGAUCUCAUACGGCGCAGCUGUGAAGGAGCUUUAAUCUCAGCGUAGGAGCAUCCCGCGCACUUUGUUAUGGCAUGUCCGCAUCACGUUUCAGCGCCAUGGAAUCCACGAGCCGUGUGGUAUGCGUACAGGCCAGGAGGUGUGCGUGCGGCCACUGGAAAACUGCGAGAGCCCGGAACACGAGGGCACUCGCGUCUGGCCUCGGUUUCUCGUCGAUUCCUCUGAAGCCUUGCCAGGCUUUUACGCUCCUGUUUUGUUUUAGCACCAGGCCCUCGAUCCAGGUUGGCGUUUUUUAAAAGCGUAUUGUCAACGUGUCUAAAGCUCUCCAAGAGAUAUUGCAGGAAAAUCUAGAGCUGACGAAUUGAACUGACAAAACUCGAAUUUCAGUGAAAGUUUACGUUUUUAUAGUCUUUCAGGAAGGAUUGAAGAUUGUGUCACUUUUAAGAAACGUCUGAAAGAACGGCACUUUAUUUAAAAGAUAAAUAAUAAAUAAAUAAGUGGAUAUAUAUCUCUCUGUAUAUAUUAUCAUUAUGCUAAAUAAUACCUGCAAUGUAUAAUUUAGAUUCAAUUUUUAUUUGUGUGUCGUUAUUGUAAAAGGGAUAAAUUACACCUCCUAUGCUGCAUUCUUAACGGAUUUUGUACGGGAUGUAAAAUAUCGGGCAUGUUGCGCCAUGUUACGUCAUGUCAUGUCAGGUCAUGUCUGUUGUUGUUAGAUUUAUUAUUGUACAGUAUUUAUUAUUUUCCAGGAUCCAUAAGAUGCACUAUAUAUGAAGCCGAGUGAAAUCUCACCCUGUUGGUGGUUGGAUGUUUUUUUUUGUGAAAAAGGGAAUGUGUUUGUGUCACGCCACACACCACACUACUUCAGUUAUAUGCAUUUUUCUUUUUAGCCACCUCUGUCCGAGAUAUAAUAAAUUUAACAGUUAAUGCGAAA